AUGUCGUUCGAGUCUAUCAAGGAAUAUGUGACCGCUCACGGUCAAGACCAUCUGAUAAAAUACUGGCCGGAGUUAAGUGAAAAUGAGCGGGAAAAACUUUCUGGUGAAAUCCGAAAACUCGAUCUCGCGGAUACGAACGAAAUGUUCCAGCGCGCGAUAAAUUUAACUAAAGUCAUUUUGGAGAAGUUAGAUGAUGAUUUGAAGCCGAUACCGCAGGCUCACUACGAAUCCGUCCCCGGUUUGAGCGAAGCGAAAAUCGAGGAGUACGAGAACAUUGGUUUCGAAGAGAUAUCCGCGGGAAAAGUUGGUGUUUUACUGUUAGCUGGUGGUCAAGCGACAAGAUUGGGCUUCGGACACCCCAAAGGUAUGUACGAUGUCGGUUUGCCGUCGAGAAAAACGUUGUUCCAAAUCCAAGCGGAAAGGAUCUUGAGAGUGCAACAAAUGGCUGAAGAGAGGACCGGGAAGGAAGGAAAAAUUACAUGGUACAUCAUGACUUCUGAGCACACAAUGGCUCCGACAGCUGACUUCUUCAAAAGCCACGAUUACUUCGGUCUUAGUGUGGAGAAUAUUGUUUUCUUCGAGCAAGGAAGGUUACCAUGUUUUGAUUUUAAUGGAAAAAUUUUCUUGGACGAGAAAAACCACCUAUCGUCUGCACCUGACGGUAACGGUGGUAUUUACAGAGCCUUAAAAACCCAGGGAGUACUCAAUGAUAUAGUCAAGAGAGGUGUCAAACAUCUCCACGCUCAUUCUGUCGACAAUAUUCUUAUAAAAGUAGCUGAUCCUGUGUUUAUCGGUUACUGUAAAAGUAAAAAUGCCGAUUGUGCUGCUAAAGUCGUUCAAAAAUCAUCACCAAGUGAACCAGUAGGAGUCGUGUGCCGAGUUAAUGGAUAUUACAAGGUUGUGGAGUAUUCAGAAUUGACUGAUGAAGCAGCGGAACGAAGAAAUCCGGAUGGACGUUUGACUUUCUCCGCUGGUAACAUUUGCAACCAUUACUUUUCCUCUGAAUUCCUGCUUAAAAUAUGCGAUUACGAAUCAAAGCUAAAAUUACAUGUCGCCAAGAAGAAGAUACCGUAUGUUGAUGAAAAUGGGGUGCGUCGGACACCGUCUGAACCAAAUGGAAUCAAAAUUGAAAAGUUUAUAUUUGACGUGUUCGAAUUUGCUGAAAAUUUCAUAUGUUUAGAAGUUGCUAGAGAUGUGGAGUUUUCAGCUUUGAAGAAUGCAGAUUCAGCCAAGAAGGAUUGUCCGUCAACCGCACGAGAAGACUUGCUAAGGCUUCACAGGAAAUAUAUUAGAGAGGCUGGCGGUAUCAUCGAUGACAAUAUCGACGUGGAAAUAUCUCCCCUUCUCUCGUAUGGUGGAGAAAACUUAAAAGACUUAGUAGAAAAUGAGGUAUUCACGAUAACACCCUUCCAUUUAAAGAGUAUGCAAGAGUCAGUUUCAAACGGUGUGAACGGCAUACAUUGAAAAAUAUAUAGGUGAGUUUGUAUGCAAAUAAAAUUUCCGUACUUGUAAAAUAAUAAUAAAUAAUGAUAUAUUAAUAAUUUUUAUAAGAUUCAACUUGUUAUUUGUU
Melitaea cinxia (Glanville fritillary) is the source of this 1570-nucleotide messenger RNA. RefSeq names its product UDP-N-acetylhexosamine pyrophosphorylase (gene mmy). NCBI's taxonomy places the organism in Eukaryota, Metazoa, Arthropoda, Insecta, Lepidoptera, Nymphalidae. Gene Ontology annotation, biological process: UDP-N-acetylglucosamine biosynthetic process. The record is from RefSeq and is a predicted model, not a curated record. The transcript has a single exon. Bases 1 to 1464 code for a protein of 487 amino acids. Gene Ontology annotation, molecular function: UDP-N-acetylglucosamine diphosphorylase activity.